UUCAAUGGCUUCCAUGAGCACUGAAAGAGCCUUGUGGCCAUCAUCAUCUUCUUCUUUUACACCUCAAUGGAAAUACGAUGUGUUCCUAAGUUUUAGAGGCAAGGAUACCCGAAAUAAUUUUACAGACCAUUUAUAUUUUGCUUUGGAACAAAAGGGCAUUUUAACUUUUAGAGAUGAUGAAAAACUAAAGAGAGGAAAAUCAAUUUCACCAGAGCUCUCAAAAGCAAUAGAAGAAUCAAGGUUGGCUAUUGUCAUACUCUCAAGUAACUAUGCAUUUUCAACGUGGUGCCUAGAUGAGCUUACAAAGGUCAUUGGAUGCAUAAAAGAGACGGGAAUAAUAGUUCUACCUAUAUUUUAUAAUGUUGAUCCGUCGGAUGUACGAAAGCAAACAGGAACUUUUGCACAAGCUUUUGCUGAACAUGAAGAACGUUUUAAGGAGAAGGUGCAAAAAUGGAGAGAUGCUUUGAGAGAAGUGGCCAAUCUCUCUGGGUGGCAUUCACAAGAUAGGGAACAGAGGCAAUUCAAGGCAUAGUACUAGAGUUGUAUGAACCAAAAAAGGUAUAUUGGAAUCCUGAAGCCUUUUCAAAGAUGCAAGAUCUAAAAUUGCUUAAAAUUUGUGGUGUUCAACUUAUGCAUGAUCUCAAACAUCUUCCUAAUAGCUUAAGAGUUCUUGAUUGGAAAGGGUACCCAUCAAAAUCGUUGACAUCAAGUUUCCAAUCAAAGAGUUUUGAGAAUUUGAAA
Quercus lobata is the source of this 741-nucleotide messenger RNA. Its product is annotated as TMV resistance protein N-like. The coding region runs from base 5 to 532 and encodes 175 amino acids. The transcript is spliced from 3 exons. NCBI's taxonomy places the organism in Eukaryota, Viridiplantae, Streptophyta, Magnoliopsida, Fagales, Fagaceae. The record is from RefSeq and is a predicted model, not a curated record. Gene Ontology annotation, biological process: signal transduction.